AUGGAGAGGGCGACCCAGAGCGCAGACGGCGGCGGCGGCGGGGGCAGCAACAGCAGCAGCCGUAGCAGCAGCCGCGCCACCUCGGCGGGCUCCUCGCCCUCCUGCUCCCUGGCUGGCCGAGGGGUGGCCGGCCGAUCGGCGGCCGCGGGACUGGGCGGCGGGGGCAGCCGCAGCAGUCCCGGCUCGGUGGCCGCUAGCCCGUCCGGAGGAGGCGGCCGCAGGAGGGAGCCGGCGCUCGAGGGCGUGCUCAGCAAAUACACCAACCUCCUCCAGGGCUGGCAAAACAGGUACUUCGUGCUGGAUUUCGAGGCUGGCCUCCUGCAGUAUUUUGUGAAUGAACAGAGCAAACAGCAGAAGCCCCGAGGAGUCCUGUCUUUGUCUGGAGCCAUCGUGUCCCUGAGUGACGAAGCGCCCCAUAUGCUGGUCGUGUACUCUGCCAACGGAGAGAUGUAUAAACUGAGAGCUGCUGAUGCAAAGGAGAGGCAGUUCUGGGUGACUCAGCUUCGAGCUUGCGCCAAAUACCACAUGGAGACCAAUUCCAAGACUACUCCAAGUUCCCGAAGCCGGAGUCUCACUUUGCUCCCCCAUGGAACACCCAAUUCUGCGUCUCCCUGUAGCCAGAGACACCUCAGUGCGGGGGCCCCCGGUGUUGUCUCAGUCACGCAUCACAAGUCGCCUGCAGCUGCCCGAAGAGCCAAGAGUCAGUAUUCCGGCCAACUUCAUGAAGUCAGAGAGAUGAUGAACCAGGUGGAAGGUCAGCAGAAGAACCUCGUGCACGCCAUCGAGUCCCUGCCAGGCUCCGGCCCCCUCACUGCCUUGGACCAGGACCUGCUUCUCCUGAAGGCUACCUCCGCUGCCACCCUCAGCUGCCUCGGGGAGUGCCUCACCCUGCUCCAGCAGAGUGUGCGCCAGGCGGGCCCAUCUAAGCCACAAGCAGGGGCCUCAGAAACCAUCCUGGGAUGGCAUGGGCCCACGUCACAUUCCACAGAGCAACUGAAAAACGGGACCCUUGGCUCUUUGCCCUCGGCCAGUGCCAACAUAACGUGGGCAAUCCUACCCAACUCUUCGGAAGAGGAGCAUGGCUCACAGCCAGAACCAGAGCCAAACUCAGGCCCUGAACUGGUUUUGUCUGAAGAUGAACAAAGCGACAAUGAAGACAAGGAAGAGACAGAGCUGGGUGCCUUGGAGGAUCAGCGCAGCGUAAUCCUUCACCUCAUCUCACAGCUGAAACUGGGCAUGGAUUUAACCAAGGUGGUGCUCCCCACGUUCAUUCUAGAAAAGCGGUCCUUGCUGGAGAUGUACGCAGACUUUAUGGCACACCCCGACUUGCUGCUGGCCAUCACUGCCGGGGCGACGCCAGAGGAGAGAGUCAUUAGCUUUGUGGAGUAUUAUCUUACAGCCUUCCAUGAGGGCCGAAAAGGCACCCUAGCCAAGAAGCCCUACAACCCCAUUAUCGGCGAGACCUUUCACUGCUCCUGGGAGGUCCCUAAGGACAGAGUCAAAGCAAAGCGGACUUCUUCCCAUUCUCCUAUCAGUUGUCAUGAGCAUCCGAUGGCCGACGACCCUAGUAAAAGCUAUAAACUCAGGUUUGUGGCUGAGCAGGUGUCCCAUCAUCCACCAGUCUCCUGCUUCUACUGUGAGUGCAAGGAGAAGAGACUGUGUGUCAACACUCACGUAUGGACCAAAAGCAAGUUCAUGGGCAUGUCCGUGGGGGUCUCCAUGAUAGGUGAAGGUGUACUUCGGCUCCUGGACCAUGGGGAAGAAUACGUCUUCACGCUGCCCAGUGCCUACGCCCGCUCUAUCCUCACUGUCCCAUGGGUGGAGCUUGGAGGGAAGGUCAACAUCAAUUGUGCCAAGACCGGGUACUCUGCCACCGUGACAUUCCAUACGAAGCCCUUCUACGGUGGGAAGGUCCACAGGGUCACCGCUGAAGUGAAACACAACCCAACCAACACUAUUGUCUGCAAAGCGCAUGGGGAAUGGAACGGCACCUUGGAGUUCACCUACAGCAACGGGGAGACCAAAGUCAUUGACACGACUGCCCUGCCUGUGUACCCUAAGAAGCUCAGGCCUCUGGAGAAGCAGGGGCCCAUGGAGUCCAGGAACCUCUGGCAGGAAGUCACCCACUACCUGCGGCUUGGUGACAUCGAUGCAGCCACAGAGCAGAAGCGGCGCCUGGAGGAGAAGCAGAGGAUGGAGGAGAGGAAACGGGAGACCCUUCGCACACCAUGGCGGCCCAAGUACUUCAUUCCGGAGGGUGAUGGCUGGGUAUACUUCAACCCCCUCUGGAAGACACACUGAUGGGCGAGGUGCAGUGCUGCCCUCCAUAGGCCUGACUGUAGGAAUUAAAGUGGUACAGUAUCAAGA
Molecule: messenger RNA, 2367 nt
Organism: Peromyscus eremicus (cactus mouse)
Lineage: Eukaryota; Metazoa; Chordata; Mammalia; Rodentia; Cricetidae
Gene: Osbpl10
Product: oxysterol binding protein like 10
Exons: 12
Coding region: 1-2301 (766 amino acids)
Cellular component (GO): intracellular membrane-bounded organelle; membrane; cytosol
Molecular function (GO): cholesterol binding
Source: RefSeq, a predicted model, not a curated record